AUGAGCUCGGCUGCUUCUCCUCCGCACUUAUUUUUCUCCGUGCCUGCUCUGCAUGCGCUUCGCGCGCCAUUGGCGCUUUGCUCUCCUCUUAUUCUUCAUUGGACGGUUCGGCCCGUCCCGGCUCGCGUCGUUCCAACAACCGGCGGGGAGCACCUCAGUAUACGAUCGCGCGCAGUAACUGGGAGUCCUAUUACACCUAAGGCGAACUUCAAUUCACCAAACCAAGGUUCAUCUCGUGUAGUGAUUGUGGACUCUACUAAGGAUAUUGAGUAG
Molecule: messenger RNA, 273 nt
Organism: Microthlaspi erraticum
Lineage: Eukaryota; Viridiplantae; Streptophyta; Magnoliopsida; Brassicales; Brassicaceae
Source: the annotation of a GenBank genome assembly